Messenger RNA from Olea europaea var. sylvestris, 3002 nucleotides. RefSeq names its product rab3 GTPase-activating protein catalytic subunit. Gene Ontology annotation, molecular function: GTPase activator activity. The transcript has 23 exons. Gene Ontology annotation, biological process: positive regulation of GTPase activity. Bases 297 to 3002 code for a protein of 901 amino acids. NCBI's taxonomy places the organism in Eukaryota, Viridiplantae, Streptophyta, Magnoliopsida, Lamiales, Oleaceae. The record is from RefSeq and is a predicted model, not a curated record.
AAUUGCUUCUGUGAGAAACGGGAAAAAAGCCUCACAUGUAAGAAGCGCAAAAGCCUGACACACGACUUCAUUCAGCUCUGCACCGUCGGUCGUGUACGAUCGUCGUCGGGAAGGUCGUUUCGGUUUUCUCUUUCGAUUGCGGAAUCAGAUUCGACAUUCGAAUAGUAGAUUUGAAACGCCCGCCAUCAAUCCAAUAAUACCUAUCAUUUUUCAGCAUAGAACAUCAAGGUAAUGUGACAAUCAAGAAAAUCUGUAGACAAUAGAUAGGCGAACUGACUCUAGCAGGUACUUCCUUUAUGGCGUCAACUAGCAAUUCAAAAAGCAUUGCAGAGGAUGAUGAAGGAGAAGAAGAGGAGAUUGCGCGAUUUGAUGAUUUUACUCUUGCCUCUUCGUGGGAAAGGUUCAUUUCUGAUAUUGAGGUGGUUUGUCGACAGUGGUUGGAUGAUGGUCCCCAGAACUUACUUGUAAAGAGUGCUGUUCCAAUGGAUCUUUCAAAUGGUUUGUACAAGGUCAAAUCCGAGUUCAAAUAUGCUAUGAAAAGCUACUGCAUGGAAUACUAUUUCCAAGCAACUAACGAUGGAAAACUUGCUGAUUGGAAUCAGGCAUUGCAUGAUCUGCAGCUCUCUUUUGGGGUGAAAGAGUUUGUGGUGAUUGCUCCACAAAGUGCAAGUGGAGUGGUUCUUGAUUCACCAGAGGCCAGCAAGCUUUUGAGUGCAGUUGCUAUUGCUUUGUCUAACUGUACCAGUUUGUGGCCAGCUUUUGUCCCUGUUCACGAUCCUUCUCGUAAAGCUUAUAUAGGUAUCCAGAAUAUGGGAACAGUUUUCACUAGAAGAUUUGAAGCCGACCGAAUCGGUAGCCAGGUCCCGAUAAAGCUCAUGCAUUUGGAAGGAUUAUAUGAGCUGUUUGUUUCUAAAUUUACCUACACCAAAGUGGAUUUUUCAAUGCAACAAUUCAAAAUCCAUUUUAAGAUGAGGUUAACAUACAGAACCCCUACGUAUGAUGAUGAGGACGAAGUACAUGAAGCUGAUGCUGGUGUCACAGAAUCUGGCGGGAAUGCUGAAGGUGAAGCUCGCAAUAAAACUCAAUGGGAUGAUGAUUGUCCUUGGAGUGAGUGGUAUACUACAGAUGACCCAGUCAAAGGAUUUGAGUUACUUGCCAUAUGGUCUGAGAUAACAGCUGAAAGUUCUCUCGAGAUGGCUGAAUUGGAAAAUGCCUCACCAUUUGAAGCUGAGAAAUGGUUCCUACAUCCAUGUCUCUCUGAAAAUUUCAGUGAUAUUUCUGAUGGAAAGACAAUUGGAUUUGCAUCACAGUUGUGCCUUUUGGUUAAGGCCUUGGAAAUGUCCUUGGAGGCUCAAUUUAUGGAAGAUUUUGUGUCAGCAGUCGAGAACUCAGGAUCUGACAAUUUCAAGUCUUCAGCUGUCAUUCCUCCACCAACAGUUCUUGAUCGUGUUUUAAAAGAUCUCUUUCACCAGGUUGCAGAAGCUCAACCAUAUCUCUCUGUGGGCGAACAUAAGGGUUCUCGCGCUAUUAAAGGCGCUCCACUUUACUCGCUUUUUGCUCAGUUCUGUUUACAUGCUCUUUGGUUUGGCAAUUGUAAUAUACAUGCUAUUGCUGUACUCUGGGUAGAGUUUGUUCGAGAAGUUCGUUGGUGUUGGGAAGAGUCACAACCAUUACCAAGAAUGCCAGCCAAUGGUAUAAUUGACCUAUCCACGUGUUUGAUCAAUCAGAAACUACAUAUGCUUGCAAUAUGCAUUGAUAGACAACGUCAACAAGGUCCAAAGCUUUCUGACACGAGUAGACAUGACUCCACUCCUGAUGAUUCCAAGAUUCAGAAAGAUCUUCAGGAUCAAAGGUUCUUCUCUCCUCGCGAAGCCAGUGAAGAUUUUGAUGGUGACUGUGAAAGCAGCCAGUCAACUUCAAAUGGUUUGCUCAGUCCGAUGGCUGAAGAAGCCAGUUAUAAUUCGAAAAAUCAUGAAAUUGCAACAUAUGCUAUUAGCAAGUCUUCUGAACAUGAAAGGAGGGGAUCAGCUGGUGCUUUGCCGAAUAUGAUGCUUUUACACUCACGUGAAAUUAUGCAUGCUCCAAUCACCCAGGACCCACCACUUAUGACAGAGGACAUGCAUGAAGAACGACUACGAGCUGCUGAAGCCUGUGCUGAUUCAUUUAACUUCUCUGCUCAACUGGAGAAAGAGAUCUUGCUAUCAGAUAUGUCCGCAUUUAAGGCAGCUAACCCAGAAGCCGUGUUUGAAGAUUUUAUUAGAUGGCAUUCACCCAAAGAUUGGGAAGAUGAUCACAGUGAGACUGGAGCCUCUCAAACUAGUACAGCAAAGGGGUCAAAGAAUGAGUGGCCUCCUCGAGGAAGACUGUCCAAAAGAAUGUCUGAGUAUGGGAGUUCGUGGAGAAAAAUUUGGAAUGAGGCCCCAGCUUUGGAAGUUUCUAAACAGAAGCCACUUCUAGAUCCCAAUCGAGAAGGGGAAAAGGUUCUUCAUUAUCUGGAAACCCUGCGACCGCAUCAACUGCUGGAACAAAUGGUUUGUACUGCCUUCAGAGCGGCAGCUGACACGCUUAAUCAGACAUCAUUUGGUGACUUGAACCAGAUGACAACUAAAAUUGGGCAACUUUACCUCACAAUGUCAUCUACCUUGAAAUAUGUGCAAUCACAUAGUAGAUCUGGUGAUAGUGAUAUUAUUGAAGAUGUUAGACGGCUUUGUGUUAUUUUUGGACAUGUUGAGAAGUUGCUCACAAUAGCAGCUUCUCUUCAUCGCAAGUUUUUGCGAGCACCAUUACUCGCAGAAGCAAUUUUCAGGGAUUACCAUGAUUACUACCAAAAAAAUAUGGGAAAUGGCACCGUGCAAGGUGAUUCCAAGAAGGAGUUCAAGAAAAAGCAUGAAAUAAGGGCACGUGAGAGAGACAUGGUUGCUACCAUGUUUACUCCACCACAAACUGAACUGAAGGCCGAAAAAGCGAAAAUGCCUGUUUGCAAAUGUAGAUUCUCCAGAUGA